AUGGCUUCCCUCCUAGCUGCUGCGCGGUCCGCCCGCACUGUCGCCUUCAACGCCGUGGCCAAACGCCAGCUGUCCGACAUAUCUAUUACUAGGACGGGCAAGCCCAUCAUUCGUGUUGAGGGCGGCCGGUCAUCUCUCGGAGGCCACACGGUAACAGUAUUCGGCGCGACGGGCCAGUUAGGCCGGUACAUCGUCAAUCGGUUGGCUCGUCAGGGAUGCACCGUGGUUGUUCCGUUCCGCGAGGAGAUGGCCAAGCGUCACCUGAAAGUUACUGGAGACCUCGGUCGCGUCGUCUUCGUGGAAUUCGAUCUACGCAAUACCCCUUCCAUCGAGGCAAGCGUUCGGCACUCAGACGCCGUCUACAACUUGAUUGGACGAGAGUACCCUACCAAGAACUUUUCUCUCGAGGAAGUGCAUGUUGAGGGAACAGAGCGGGUCGUCGAGGCUGUCGCAAAGUACGACGUCGACCGAUAUAUACACGUCUCUUCACACAGUGCCAAUCCCGAUUCCAAAUCCGAGUUCUACGCCACCAAGGGCCGAGGCGAGCAAGUUGCUCGACGCAUCUACCCCGAAACAACUCUGGUCCGGCCGGCGCCAAUGUUUGGAUUCGAGGAUAAUCUGCUGCUUAAACUAGCAUCCGUACUGAAUCUGUUUACGGCAAACAACAUGCAGGAAAAAUUUUGGCCCGUACACUCCAUUGACGUGGGUGCGGCUCUGGAGAAGAUGCUAUACGAUGAGUCCACCGUGGGCCAGACAUUUGAGCUAUACGGGCCCAAGGAGUAUAGCAUGGCGCAGAUCGCUGCCAUGGUAGACAAGGAGAUCUUCAAGAAGCGACGGCAUCUGAAUGUGCCCAAGACGCUUCUCAAGCCAAUAGCCGGGCUCCUCAAUCGCGUGCUGUGGUGGCACACGCUGUCCGCGGAUGAGGUUGAGCGGGAGUUUAUGGACCAGGUCAUUGAUCGGGACGCCAAGACGCUCAAGGACUUGGGCAUUGAGCCUGGUGAUAUCGCUCAGUUUACCUACCACUACUUGCAAGGAUUCCGCAGCUCAAACUACUACGACCUACCGCCGGCAACGGAGAAGGAAAAGAGGGAGGACAAGAAGUAUAUCCAUGUGCUGGACGAGCUGUAG
This is a messenger RNA of Hirsutella rhossiliensis, 1128 nucleotides long. Its product is annotated as nmrA-like family domain-containing protein. The coding region runs from base 1 to 1128 and encodes 375 amino acids. The record is from RefSeq and is a predicted model, not a curated record. Gene Ontology annotation, cellular component: mitochondrion. Lineage: Eukaryota; Fungi; Ascomycota; Sordariomycetes; Hypocreales; Ophiocordycipitaceae. The transcript has 9 exons. Gene Ontology annotation, molecular function: protein-containing complex binding.